ACAAUGGGAUAGAACAGUUAGAGCGAUAUCCAGCAAAACAAGUUGCUUCAAACCUAUUGUUUUAAAACCUCUAGAAUUCUCUAUGUCAUAUUUCUUGAACUUCAGCUAAUUGUAAGUUACUGAAAAUUAGAAAGUGAGACCGGUGAUAAGGGAGACUUCUAGAGGACUUGGCGAUGACUGCUUUGUGCACGGAGAGCUGGCCUGGUCAGAAGAAAUCCAGAAUUAAACCACGUGGAAACUGCAUUCCCCGUCACCAGCCUGAGAACCUGAGAGCGCGUGUGUUCUAAUUUGGUCAGAAGAACCCAGAUGUGACCCCGCCUUGACUUUGAUGAACUGAAAAUGACAUCCAGAAGCAGCUGGCACCUGCCGGGGCAGUGCUGAGUGAGGGUCAGCGCUGUGGAGCCAGACAGUUGCAUCUAUGAGCCAGAGGUAGACAGUGGCUCAGCCUCCUGAGAUGAAGACUCUGAGACUCAGAGAGGUCAAGAGACUCCACUGACGUGGCACAGCAGAUAUCCAUCAACCUCUGUACCUUCUCGGAGAUGCCCUUUAAGUUCCCAUCCCUGGUGACAGCCUGGGAAACACAACGCUUUAAUUAAGGAUUGUCUCAAGCCACACUUUCUGGAGGAGGGCGGCCAAGCAGCCGGCCCCACUUCCUGUACCAAGACUUUCUUACAGGUCCUUCAGGGGUUCACUCAGGCUAAGGAUUACACCUUGAUCCCUUUUUUGUCGGGGAGAACAUUGCUCUCCCCAGCCUGCAUUAACCUCAUCAAGCCACAGUUUCAACUUUGCUUGGGGUUGCAAAAGAGGCAGACCACGCUGUUUACCCAAAGGAAGACAACACAGUCACCGACUGCAUCUCAUGGUCUGCCAUCAUGUGCCACACAGAGAUAUCCCAAGCCCAGACCUAGGCGUGUCUCCAACAGACCAAAGUUUACCCUAGCUGCCUCAGAGGUCUCCCCUUCCUGCUGCCUGCUCCUGCAUCUCUGGGAUCUGCCCAUCUCUGCACAGGGCCUCUCUCCUCUCUGUCACCACCACCCCCAUUAACACAGAGGACCCAGCAAAGUGUGGAGAUGGUGAACAUGAGGAAGAGGAGCCUCAAGUGGCUCACCUUCCUCCUCCUUCUCCUCUUCCUCACAUCCUUCGUCUUGAACUACUCAAGCACGGGAGUGCCCACUGCCUGGUUCUCCAAGCAGAUGGUCCUGGGCUUCUCUGACAACUUACGCAAGCUCAUCAAGUCGCAGCCGUGCACCUGCGCACACUGCAUCAGCGAAGGCAAGGUCUCGCCCUGGUUCGACCAGCGCUUCAACAAGACCGUGCAGCCGCUGCUGACAGCCCACAAUGCUCUGAUGGAAGAGGACACAUAUCAGUGGUGGUUGAGGCUCCAGCGGGAGAGGAAACCUAACAACUUGAGUGACACCGUCAAGGAACUGUUCCGUUUGGUUCCUGGGGAUGUGGACCCUGUGCUGGGCAAGAGGUUGGUGGGUUGCCGGCGCUGUGCAGUCGUAGGAAACUCUGGGAACCUGAAGGGCUCCUCCUAUGGGCCUGAGAUUGACAGCCACGACUUCGUGGUGAGGAUGAACAAGGCACCCACGGUGGGCUUUGAGGCAGAUGUUGGGAGCAGGACCACCCACCAUCUUGUGUAUCCUGAGAGCUUUCGGGAGCUGGGAGAGAAUGUCAGCAUGAUCCUGGUCCCCUUCAAGAUCACUGACCUGCUGUGGGUGGUCAGCGCCACCACCACGGGCACCAUUACUCAAACCUACGUCCCUGUGCCCUCGAAGAUCAAAGUGAAAAAAGAGAAGAUUCUGAUCUACCACCCAGCCUUCAUCAAGUAUGUCUUUGACAGAUGGCUUCAGGGGCAUGGGCGGUACCCAUCCACUGGCAUCCUCUCGGUCAUCUUCUCCAUUCAUGUCUGUGAUGAGGUGGACUUGUACGGCUUCGGGGCAGACAGCAAAGGGAAUUGGCACCAUUACUGGGAAAACAACCCGUCUGCGGGUGCAUUCCGAAAGACGGGGGUGCAUGAUGCGGACUUCGAGUACAAUGUUACAACCACUCUGGAAGCCAUCAACAAAAUUCGCAUCUUCAAGGGGAGAUGAUGCCGCGACCCUUUAAGGAUGGACAUACCACAUCUCACCUCUCAACUUGCAGCCCCAGCAUCUCACUGGAGCCAUUCUGUUCCAGAAAUUUCCAGGGCUGAACUUGGGGUGUUCCCAGGCUUGCUGGCAGCCUCUUGCACCCUCAUUUUGGUAGCAUCUAUUUGACAUAGCUGUCCAAUUCUCCCAGGGUACAGAGGAAGUCUCAGGCCUCUCUAAGGUUGGAACACUUCUCUACUGCGGUUCCCCAAGUGGGAGAAAGUGGGAGGAUACUGGGAAUGGGCUAACCUCUGAAUAAUGACCAUUAUUUUGACUUCUGGGGUGGGAGGGAUAAAUCCCGAAGAUUGCUAUGUUCAACAAAGUGGGCAUUUCCUGGAAGUCAUUUGGAGGCUGCCACUGAACUGUGGGCUUCAAGGUCAGCUCAGACUCUGACUGGGGUGUUUGUGACAGUUAUCUCUGAAGCAGAGCCACAAUGGGCUACACCAGCACUGGGGCAAGAUACUAUUCUCCUUUGCAUGAAGCCUGGCCUGUCACUUGAUAUGGCAUCCCCAUUGUCCCUUUCUUCCAAAAGCUCACUGAUGAUGGCUGGGAAGAGCUUCCGAUUGCAGGGGUCUUCCGCAGAAAGCUGGCCAUGUUACUGACUGGAGGGAAACCCUCUUCACCACCCUGUGUGAUCGUCCUCCAGGAUGAUACAUUUGUAUGGACAGAGCAGGUUUGACUCCUUCCACGUGCCUUUGAACUUGAGGAAGAAACGCAUGCGUUGGCUGACAUGAAGCAAAAUCCCCAACUGGAAAAAGGGGACCACCACCAGCACCCUGCUUUGCUGCCUAGCUCAGAAUCUCUUCUCUGAGGAUACUCUGUACCACUCAGAGUGUGCCAGGCAUGGGAUGAUGGGUGCUCACUUCUCUUUCCUCAGACUGUUGGGUUCAGGACCACUGAUAACCAGCAUCCUCCCCUGGGUCCUGAACACUGGAUCAAGUCUCUAGCAGCCACCUUCCUGGAGUCCUUGGGGUCACAAUGAGGACCCCCUAGGAACACAACUGAAAUGCAUGUACCUCUUCUCCUCACUCCCUCUGUCCUCCCCUUCUCCCUACAGACUUCCUGUUAUUUAUUGGUUUGUUCAUUCAGCCAACCCUGUGCACUCUCUUCCCCAAUGCUGCUCGCAGUGUUUAUGUUGCUUUGCCUGGCAAGCGGAAGUAGGACUAGAAAGGAAAGCAUCUGAACAUCCUGGACCUAUGUGUUGAGACAUCAGGACUGGGGGCUAGCUGGUGGGCAGAUCCUAUGGCACUGAUGAUCCUUUGUACAACCCAUGCCAUCGCCCUUUCUAGUACAGCUGACUUGCCUUCUUCCUCAUUGCAGAAGGGAACUCCCUCAGACUGAGACCUCCGGCCUCACUGACAUGACAACUCUUUGGUGAGGGAAUUGAGACAAGGGGAAACAGGCAUUGGCGGUAACUGUCACGCCCUUACAGAUGUUCAAUAAGAGAAGCCUUUGCUUCUGUUGACAGUAUUCCCUAAGGACCACUGCAGUUUCAUCAAAGUAGAAUGUGAGAGCGGUAUCUUGAGGGUUGGGAGACCUUCACUUGCUUAGGCUUCCCUCUACAGUGAGAGCUCAGGGGUCUCAAUCAGGGACUACACACAGCCUUGGGCCAUUCAUAGGCAUCACCAAAGAGCAGACACCAUCAUUGCCAUUUUCCAGGAAUCUGUCCUGUGAGUGGCUUUGCUGUAGCUUUUUUUUUUUUUU
Arvicola amphibius (Eurasian water vole) is the source of this 3833-nucleotide messenger RNA. It is a transcript of the gene St3gal1, whose product is annotated as ST3 beta-galactoside alpha-2,3-sialyltransferase 1. The transcript is spliced from 9 exons. Gene Ontology annotation, molecular function: beta-galactoside (CMP) alpha-2,3-sialyltransferase activity. The record is from RefSeq and is a predicted model, not a curated record. NCBI's taxonomy places the organism in Eukaryota, Metazoa, Chordata, Mammalia, Rodentia, Cricetidae. Bases 1071 to 2093 code for a protein of 340 amino acids.